CUUCAGCAACAGAAACGCCUAUCUCACGUGACCCGUUCUGAACCAGGAAGAGUGUCGUACACGGACAUCUAUACAAUAGGGCAAUUAGCUCAUUUGCAAAGUAAAACAUUUUUUUUUAGGUGAAGUGGAACUCAAAUACAUGCGGACAUGGAUGACACACUCUUCCAACUGAAGUUUACAGCAAAACAGCUUGAGAAACUUGCCAAAAAGGCAGAGAAGGAUUCAAAAUCUGAGCAAGCCAAAGUUAAAAAGGCUCUUCAGUUGAAGAAUGUGGACGUUGCCAGAGUGUAUGCAGAGAAUGCCAUCCGUAAGAAGAACGAGGGCCUUAAUUGGCUGCGCAUGGCAUCUCGUGUUGAUGCUGUAGCCUCCAAGGUCCAGACUGCAGUCGCUAUGAAGGCGGUCACAAAGAAUAUGACGCAGGUCACCAAGGCACUCGACAAGGCACUGGGUUCCAUGGACCUGCAGAAGGUGUCUGCUGUCAUGGACAAGUUUGAAACACAGGUCCAGAACCUGGAUGUUCACACCUCUGUGAUGGAGGACUCGAUGAGCUCGGCCACCACGCUGACCACUCCCCAAGACCAGGUGGAUGACCUCAUCCUCCAGAUAGCAGAGGAGGGUGGUCUGGAGGUGAUGGACCAGCUCAGCCAGGUGCCUGCAGGUGCCACCUCACUGGGAGAGAGCUCGUCACGCUCACAGCACGAGAAGGAGGACCAGCUGUCCCGCAGGUUGGCAGCGUUGCGGAACUGAAGAUGUAUCUUGGGUAUUUGCGAGACAGAUGGAGGCUUGACAGCUGCUCGGGAACAGACAGCGGGGAGCUGUGUGACUCUAUCGAACUGUUCUUAUCGUGAUGACCUAAUGAGCCUAUUGAUUUCCAUUCCCACUUCUAUUUAUAUACACACUCACACUGUGUUGCUGAAUAUACCACCUGAGAAGGCAUGGGUCUCUCCUUUGUCUCUCUGUCCAUCUCUCUCUCUCUGUUGCACAACAAUCUAUUUUCCCCACCUCUGGUUUUCCCUCUCCCAUAUCAGUCUUUCUGUCUCUCACUCUUGUCUUCUCUCCUUCAGGGCUCCCUUAAAUAUUCCCCUUGGUUGGUUAGUUCUUGUGAAUUUCGGUACAUUGCCACUUGAGAUUUUCUUUUUUUGUAUGUAUAUUUGAAUGGGAGGGUUUUACAAAAUAUAUAAAUCCUAUAGUGGAAAGGGGUGUUUUAAAACAGACAUUCAUGUAAUAUAAGCUUGGACCCCUGGCACUUAUUGGGUGUUGUAUUUCAAAUGUGGGGUUGUCUUUGUUUUUAUAUUUAAUAUCUUUUGUUUUCUAUUCGCUACCGGUCAGAUGGAAGGAGUAAAACACCAGGUUAUCUUCAACACAGUGUAAAGGGGAGGCCUUCUUCUACCAAACAGACCAUCAGUAUGAGUGCUCUGAUGUAUACCAACUUUUCCACAGUUUGACAACACAAAGAAAGUCAAGACACCACACACACUACUUAUUCUUAACUCCUAUGAGAAAUGAUCCUUUGACAUAAUGUAACAAUUUACAUAAUGUAAGCAUUAGUUAUAUACUGUACAGGGAGGACAAUUCUCAGUUUUUUUUUAAGCAGUCAAAUUAACUACUUUUUGUUUCUUUAUUUCUCUUAAUCUUUUGCUAAAUCAUACCUAUUUGCUUUGAAUAUGUACGCCUUAUUGGGAUGCAGGUAUUUGCGUAGGUGCUCCUCCUCAGUGCCUGAAUUAAACUAGUUCUAGUGAUUGAUCCUAUGUAGGUUAUAUGUCAGCAUAUAAUAAGGAUUCCCCCUUUCUGUACCCAUCAAACCAGAAAUGUUGCUGCUGUAGCUACAGUAAGACAUUUUGGGAAUCAUUUUCAUUUUACAGGGGAGGUUUAUUUAUACUCAAAUGUAUAUUAUCUUGUGGAAAUAAAAGCCCUCUGAUAUGAAAA
Molecule: messenger RNA, 1926 nt
Organism: Oncorhynchus tshawytscha (Chinook salmon)
Lineage: Eukaryota; Metazoa; Chordata; Actinopteri; Salmoniformes; Salmonidae
Product: charged multivesicular body protein 1a
Exons: 7
Coding region: 148-747 (199 amino acids)
Biological process (GO): endosome transport via multivesicular body sorting pathway; protein transport; late endosome to vacuole transport
Cellular component (GO): multivesicular body; ESCRT III complex
Source: RefSeq, a predicted model, not a curated record